UGGCUUUCAUCUCCUGUGCACACCUCCCCAGCUCCUUUGCGGACUCUUCUUUUCGAGAUAUUGUACUUUGCUAUCCCUCCUAAUCUGUCACCAUGCGUAGCGUCAUCGAAUUAGCAAUACUGGCCUUCCUCCCAUCCGUCAUCGCCUCCUCUACGACUUGCACUCUGCCCAUUCCAUCUUCGCUCUACGUAUCCGGGAUACCUUCGUGGCAGUCUCAAAACUUCUCCUGCAUAGGCUCACCACAAGCCUGGACCGCCAAACCGAGCCCAGGCAAAGGCAUAGGCGUCUUCGCGACUAGAAUACUGGAACCGGGCGACAUCAUCCUCCAAGAGCCGCCUAUCAUUCGCGUCAAUCCCCCCGAGUUUCGUGACGGUGCAGCGUAUCCGCUGAGUAGCAUUGAAACCCUCAUCCGGAAUGGAUUCGAAGCGCUUUCCGAAGACGCCCAAGCCGAAGUCAUGGCGCUUCAUGCCCACAUGACCCCGAAAGACGCCGAUAAGCUACUCCCCAUUUUUCGAAGUAAUGCAUACACCAUCGAGACGGAGGUUGGCCUCUUUCCCAAAGGAGCACGCAUCAAUCACUCUUGCCGGCCGAACUCCAGCCAGUUCUGGAACGCAAGAAUCGGAAAGCGAGUGGUAUACGCCAUACGGCGCAUUGAGGAGGGCGAAGAGAUCUUUGCAACCUACAUACCCCUUCUCCACGCCCAUGAGGUCCGCCAGAAAAGGCUCGACCAGUUUGGGUUUAAAUGCGGCUGCGAAGCAUGCGCGCAAGAGCUGGCAGCCCAGGAAGCCAGCGACAAGCGUAGGCAGGAUAUCCGGAAGGCUUUUCAUGAUUUCGAACCUCAGCUUACCCUUGCGGUACCCAAGAGCGUUGCUGGAAGAAAGAACGCGGAGAAGAAUGCAAAAGCCAGCGUGCAGCUUGCGACUCUGGUUGAAGAGGAGGGACUCGCCGACUAUUACCCUCAAGCGUACCGUAUCGCCGCCAUCAGUCAUGCGAGGAUAGAAAGGUGGGAGCCUGCCACAAUCUGGGCGCACAAAAGCUAUCAGUUGAGGGUGAUGGCGGAUUCGCAGUCGGCGGAGACGCUGGAGAUGCACGCCUUAACGGCUCGCUUCAUUUCGAGCUGGAACGACGACUUGAGGAACAAAUCUAUGCGGCAAGCCUGACCUUGAUGAUUCCGUGCUCUUACCCGGAUAACCUCGAACGACCCGGCCAUAUCGGAUGUCCGAGACCUCCGGCGUGAGCUCCGACAA
Trematosphaeria pertusa is the source of this 1247-nucleotide messenger RNA. Its product is annotated as SET domain-containing protein. The transcript has a single exon. The record is from RefSeq and is a predicted model, not a curated record. The coding region runs from base 93 to 1160 and encodes 355 amino acids. Gene Ontology annotation, molecular function: protein binding. NCBI's taxonomy places the organism in Eukaryota, Fungi, Ascomycota, Dothideomycetes, Pleosporales, Trematosphaeriaceae.